This is a messenger RNA of Hyaloscypha bicolor E, 1062 nucleotides long. RefSeq lists its product as uncharacterized. Lineage: Eukaryota; Fungi; Ascomycota; Leotiomycetes; Helotiales; Hyaloscyphaceae. The coding region runs from base 1 to 1062 and encodes 353 amino acids. Gene Ontology annotation, cellular component: membrane. Gene Ontology annotation, molecular function: carbohydrate:proton symporter activity. Gene Ontology annotation, biological process: transmembrane transport; carbohydrate transport. The record is from RefSeq and is a predicted model, not a curated record. The transcript has 10 exons.
AUGAUGAGUGGCGUCAACAAUGCUAUAAACUACAUCGAGUUGAUGAGAUUUGGUCACGCCGAGGCCAUCGAUGGUUCUGGCGGCAUCCUGUCGGUUUAUUUUUUGGUCACCCUCGUUUGGGCUCUUGCUGGAGGUUGGGUUGGCGAGAAGGCGGGACAAAUAAAGACCAUUGCUCUUGGUGCUACAUGGGGUAUUCUGGAAGCAAGUCUCCAGUGUUCAGCUCAGAAUCAUAUUUGGAUGAUCUUUGCACGCUUGAUCAAUGGCUUCAUAUCUGGCAUUCUGAAUGCCAUCGUUCCAGUCUGGGCAACCGAAAGCGUGCCACAAACUGGCCGUGACCAGUUCGUCGCCAUUGAGUUCACUCUGAAUAUCUUUCGCGUUGUGGUGGCAUACUUGAACGUAUUGGCUGAGGCAGAAUUCCAAGAUAUUCGUAGUGUUUCACAACUUAAGAAAGAUGGAAACCGGACAUCCUAUUGGUCGACGUUCGCGGGGCGAAGUUCUGGAGACUUGGAUACGGGACGAAGAGUGCAGCUUGUAAUUUGGUUUAUUGCUAGAUUCAAUGCCGAGAAGUCACAGUGGGUUUCUGGACUAAACAACAUAUUCUACAUGUUUUCCACCCUCAUCUGUGUGUUCAACCUAGACCGCAUUGGACGAAGAUGGACGUUGUGCCGGGGUACCAUCGGCCAAGGAAUCGCCAUAUUCCUCGCUGGUGAAAUGUCAAGACUGGCAAUAAACAACUCCGACGCAUUCAAAGCCUUACAAUACGGAGCUGCUGCUGCUUUCAUGGCCUUCAUCUUCACAUGGAGUGCUUGGGGUGUCGUGGGAUGGAGCAUUGGAAAUGGGUGGUUCUGUAGCAAGAUCAACGACAAGACACUCUACGUAUUUGCCAUCAAUAACGAGAUCACCCAUCCUGAUGAAAUGGUUCUUUUAUUCGCUGCAAAAACGCCUUGGGUAUGGGAUGCAGAGAGAAACUUUGUGAGGUUGAAGGAAGAACAUCCGGAGAUUGCGCAUGCGGCCCACAAAGGACAGAUGAACAUUGUUGCUGAGAUUAGGUCUGUAGCUUAA